UUCUGGACCAAACUAGGGUUUCCGAGCUACCUUCUCGUCCUCCGGCGGCCCGAUGGGCGGUGGCGCGACGGACAAGUGCCAGAGCAGCACGGGUCGUCGCCCUGAUCAGCCAAUCCUUGAGUCCCGUCAUAUUCAAGAGGUCGCCUCGCCCUCGCUCCCGAUCCCGGACGAACUCCUGGAGGAUAUUUUCCUCCGGCUGCCAACGCCAGCCGAUCUCGUCCGUGCCUCCGCCACCUGCGUCUCCUUCCGACGCGUCACUGCCGACUGCUCUUUCGUCCGGCGCUUCCGCAAGCUCCACGACCCGCCUCUCCUCGGCUUCCUCGACAGAUGCAUGGUCUUCCAUCCCGUUGUAGCGCCGCACCGCACCGCGAUAGACGCCAGCGCCUUCGACUUCUCCUUCCUUCCCGUCCCCGCUAGCUGCUGGAUCGUCCGGGACGUCCGCGACGGCCGCAUCCUUCUCGACAGUAACCUCCUCCGAGAACACACCGUCUUCAAGGACAUGGUGGUCUGCGACCCCUUGCACCGGCGAUACCUCCUACUCCCCAAAAUUCCGGACAAGCUAAGAGCUUCGGUGGAGGAUCCGCGCCCAUUAGCAAUGGGACGAUGGUGCGAUAACUUCCUUGUCCCUCCUAACGACCAGGACGAGGAAAUAGCUUGGAUGUCAUUCAGAGUGAUCUUCAUGGCGCAGUGCAAAUCUAAGUUGUUCACCUUUAUCUUCUCUUCCAGCACCGGGCAAUGGCGAGCUGUUCCACCACAAAGUUUGAGUGAUUUGUUUCCUGACUUGUUAGGGCCGGAGCAAGUCUUGGACUCACGCCAAUACGCGUAUGGCUGCUUUUACUGGAUUAAAAAACUGAAUAGAGAAAUAAAAAUGUUGGUGCUUGACACCCGAAGGAUGGAGUUUUGCAUUGUUAAAACCCCACCAGAAGCAAAAGCUAGACAUGCUGAAGAUAUAACCAUGGUGGAGGCAGGGGAAGGCAGGCCUGGGAUGUUUGUGCUUGCACAUGGUCGUACAUAUGACCUCAGUUAUUAUAGCAUUAGGACAAACAAUGGUGGGAGUUUCAGCCAGUGGCAGUGCGAGAAGACAAUUUCACUAGGUUCUUGGUGCUUGUUGAUAGGUUCCAUGAAGAGGUGCUUGCUCCUGUAUCAGGGCUGCAGCUCAUCGUCUGAACCAGGUUGUUACACACUGGAUAUCCAAACAUUCCAACUUGAGAAGGUGUGCCAUGUUACACAUCAGUGUGGUUUCCUUAAGUUGUAUGCAUAUAUCAACUUCCCACCAUCAUUGUUUUCAUUACCGACAAUAUCAAGUGGUGUUGAGAACGAGGAUGACUAGAUGCUGGAACAAGCAAAGGCUGCGCUGCAUGCUGAAGCGCAUAUUCAGCUUGGUCAGAAUAGUGUUGAUGCAAAUGCUGGAGGUCUGGCUGAUGUGUUGAUGAGGAUUAGAGAUGUUGCUGACGUUGCGAUGCAAAUCAACGGUUGACCACUAAGUUGCCUCUGUUUUGGUCUGGUAGUAUGGUCAUCCUAAAGGGGGAAACCUGGAGUGUUUUAUCUUGUGUUCCUUAACCUGGCAAUGAUUGUUGCGUUUGUUUGUCGGAUAAGUUAGAGAGAGUAUUAACGAUGUAUAAUAUCUUAGUCAUUAGGUUAAG
Messenger RNA from Triticum aestivum (bread wheat), 1643 nucleotides. RefSeq lists its product as uncharacterized. Gene Ontology annotation, molecular function: protein binding. The record is from RefSeq and is a predicted model, not a curated record. The coding region runs from base 53 to 1330 and encodes 425 amino acids. NCBI's taxonomy places the organism in Eukaryota, Viridiplantae, Streptophyta, Magnoliopsida, Poales, Poaceae. The transcript is spliced from 2 exons.